CGUCUAAUCUCGUUCAUCUUCCAAUCCCAUCCAGAUAACUAUACAAACUAGUCCUUCUCUCCCUCCCUCACCAAAACGCCACUUGUCGAUUGUCGUUUAGAUCCCAUGGAUCACACGCCUGCUGCGCAACGUCGUCUCAAAGCCAUUCACGCCCACCUCACCGCUACCGCCACCGCCGAUGACUCUCCCUCCCACCUCGAAUCCAACACCACCGCCGGCGAAUUCUUCUCCGAACAAGGGUAUAGUGUUGUACUCCCAGAGAAAUUACAAACAGGAAAGUGGAACGUUUACAGAUCUGUACGAUCUCCUCUGCAGCUGGUGACCAAGUUUCCUAAUCAUCCUGAAAUUGGUACCAUGCAUGAUAAUUUUGUGCGUUCAGUUGACACCUUUCGAGACUACAAAUAUCUGGGAACACGUGUCCGUGUUGAUGGAACUGUUGGGGAGUACAAAUGGAUGACAUAUGGAGAAGCAGGUACGGCCCGGUCAGCAAUAGGUUCUGGUUUGAUUUAUUAUGGAAUCCAAAAGGGCUCCAGUAUUGGGUUGUAUUUUAUUAACAGACCUGAGUGGCUCAUUGUUGAUCAUGCUUGCUCUGCAUACUCAUUUGUAUCAGUGCCUCUGUAUGAUACUCUUGGUCCUGAUGCUGUCAAGUAUAUUGUUAGUCAUGCUGUUGUGCAAGUUAUAUUCUGUGUACCUGAAACAUUAAAUUUAUUGCUGAGCUACUUGUCUGAUAUUCCAACCGUACGUCUAAUUGUGGUAGUUGGAGGUAUGGAUGAUCAAAUUCCAUCAGUUCCUUCAUCAACUGGAGUUCAGGUUAUUACAUAUUCAAAGCUACUUAAUCAGGGACGUAGCAACCUUCAGCCCUUUUGUCCACCAAAACCUGAUGACAUUGCAACCAUUUGCUACACAAGUGGUACAACUGGAACCCCAAAAGGUGCUAUCUUGACCCAUGGAAACUUUAUUGCAAGUGUUGCUGGGAGUACUAUGGACGAGAAAUUCGGCCCUUCUGAUGUUUAUAUAUCCUAUCUCCCUUUGGCACACAUUUAUGAGCGAGCAAACCAGGUCAUGACAGUACAUUUUGGCAUUGCAGUGGGAUUCUACCAGGGGGAUAGUAUGAAAUUAAUGGAUGACAUAGCUGCUCUAAGACCUACUGUCUUUUGUAGUGUUCCUCGGCUAUAUAACAGAAUAUAUGCUGGUAUUACUAAUGCUGUUAAAACAUCUGGUGGUCUGAAGGAGAGACUAUUUAAUGCUGCCUACAAUGCUAAAAGGCAGGCUUUAUUGCAUGGGAAGAACCCAUCUCCAAUGUGGGACAGAUUAGUUUUCAACAAGAUAAAAGAAAAGCUUGGAGGACGAGUUCGGUUUAUGGCAUCAGGUGCCUCACCUUUAUCACCUGAUAUCAUGGAAUUUUUAAAGAUUUGCUUUGGUUGUCGAGUGACUGAAGGAUACGGAAUGACAGAGAGUACUUGUGUUAUAAGCUGCAUCGAUGAGGGUGACAAACUUGGUGGUCAUGUAGGCUCUCCUAAUCUAGCCUGUGAGAUAAAACUAGUGGAUGUUCCAGAAAUGAACUAUACAUCUGAUGAUCAGCCCAAUCCCCGUGGUGAAAUUUGUGUCAGGGGUCCCCUUGUUUUUCGAGGUUAUCACAAAGAUGAAGCCCAGACGAGAGACGUCAUUGAUGAAGACGGAUGGCUACAUACUGGAGAUAUUGGGACAUGGUUACCUGGUGGUCGUCUCAAAAUUAUUGAUAGGAAGAAGAAUAUCUUUAAGUUGGCACAAGGGGAGUACAUUGCUCCUGAGAAGAUUGAAAACGUAUAUGCCAAAUGCAAAUUUGUGGCGCAAUGCUUUGUAUAUGGUGAUAGCCUAAAUGCUUCUUUGGUAGCUGUUGUCUCCGUGGAUCAUGAUAACUUGAAAGCAUGGGCUGCUUCAGAAGGAAUAAUGUAUAAUGAUUUAGCACAACUUUGCAAUGAUCCAAAAGCAAGGGCAGCUGUCUUGGCUGAGAUGGAUGCUGCCGGACGAGAGGCUCAGCUGAGAGGUUUUGAAUUCGUAAAAGCUGUCACUUUGGUGCUCGAACCAUUUACGUUGGAAAAUGGUCUGUUGACUCCGACAUUCAAGGUUAAGAGGCCUCAAGCGAAGGAAUAUUUCGCAAAAGCAAUAUCUGAUAUGUACAGUGAGCUCUCAAGAACUGAUACUUCUCAGAAAACGUUGUGAAAAUUGAGAGUCUCCCCCCCAUCACCAACCACAACAUAAAAGAGAGGUAAAUAAAGACACGCUACUCAUACGCAUCGUAUGCAACAUAGCAGAAGCAUCCAAUGGGAACGAUUUUGCAACUUACUGUUGUAUUGUAUUGAUAAUAAAGAGUUGUGCUAGAACCGGAAUAUGAUUCGUAGCAUUAUUUAUGUAGCCUACGCUCCGUUACGUUCAAGUUGCCUUACGCCAUUUUUAUAAUUUUUUCUUCUGAAUGAUUUUUAAUAUAUUCAUUUCUACACUGAUAAAAAAUAUUCAUAAUCAAUAAUUCAAUAGCUACCCAUUCAAUAGCA
Glycine soja is the source of this 2531-nucleotide messenger RNA. RefSeq names its product long chain acyl-CoA synthetase 6, peroxisomal-like. Gene Ontology annotation, molecular function: long-chain fatty acid-CoA ligase activity. The coding region runs from base 106 to 2202 and encodes 698 amino acids. The transcript is spliced from 23 exons. Gene Ontology annotation, cellular component: membrane; endoplasmic reticulum. NCBI's taxonomy places the organism in Eukaryota, Viridiplantae, Streptophyta, Magnoliopsida, Fabales, Fabaceae. Gene Ontology annotation, biological process: fatty acid metabolic process. The record is from RefSeq and is a predicted model, not a curated record.